AUGGAGAUUGUGUAUGUGUAUGUGAAGAAGCGAAGCGAGUUCGGCAAGCAAUGCAACUUCUCCGACCGCCAGGCAGAGAUGAACAUCGACAUCCCGCCCAACCCGGAGCUGGCCGAGCUGUACGUGGAGCGGAACCCCGUGGACAAGGGCAUCCAGUGCUCCACCAGCAUGUCAGAACACGAGGCCAACACAGAGCGAAUCGAGAUGGAGACACGGGGUGUCAACCACAUGGAGGGGGGCUGGCCCAAGGAUGUGAACCCCCUGGAGCUGGAGCAGACGAUCCGCUUCCGGAAGAAGGUGGAGAAAGAUGAGAACUACAUCAACGCCAUCACGCAGCUGGGCUUGAUCAUGGAGCACUGCAUCAAGCAGAACAAUGCCAUCGACAUCUACCAGGAGUACUUUGUUGAUGAGGACACAGUGGAGGUGACAGAAGAGGCCCCCUCAGCUAAAACCAUCAAUGUUUUCAGGGAUCCCCAGGAGAUCAAGAGGUCGGCCACACACCUGUCCUGGCACCCUGAUGGCAGCAAGAAGUUGGCGGUGGCCUAUUCCUGCUUGAAUUUUCAACGGGCGCCUCAGGGCAUGAGCUAUGAUUCCUACAUCUGGGACCUGGAAAACCCCAACAGGCCUGAGAUUGUCCUGAAGCCAUCGUCCCCUGUCAUCACCUUGGAGUACAACCCCAAAGAUUCCCACGUGCUCCUGGGAGGCUGCUACAACGGGCAGAUCGCCUGCUGGGACACCCGGAAGGGCAGCCUGGUGGCCGAGCUGUCCACCAUCGAGUUCAGCCAUCGAGACCCCGUGUACGGCACCAUCUGGCUGCAGUCGAAGACGGGCACGGAGUGCUUCUCGGCAUCGACCGACGGACAGGUCAUGUGGUGGGAUAUUCGGAAGCUGAGCGAGCCCACUGAGGUGGUGAUCAUGGACAUCACGAAAAAGGAGCAGAUCGAAAAUGCCUUGGGGGCCAUCUCCCUGGAGUUUGAGGCUACUUUGCCAACCAAGUUCAUGGUGGGCACCGAGCAAGGCAUCGUCAUCUCCUGUAACCGCAAGGCCAAGACAUCGGCCGAGAAGAUCGUGUGCACCUUCUCCGGCCACCACGGCCCCAUCUACGCCCUCCAGAGGAAUCCGUUCUACCCGAAGAACUUCCUGACCGUUGGUGACUGGACCGCCCGCAUCUGGUCAGAGGAGAGCCGCGAGUCGUCCAUCAUGUGGACCAAGUACCACAUGGCCUACCUCACCGAUGGCGCCUGGAGCCCCGUGAGGCCAGCGGUUUUCUUCACCACCAAGAUGGACGGGACCCUGGACAUCUGGGACUUUGUGUUCAAGCAGUGUGACCCUGCCCUCAGCCUGAAGGUGUGCGACGAGGCCCUCUUCUGCCUCCGGGUGCAGGACAACGGGUGCUUCGUGGCCUGUGGCUCCCAGCUGGGCACCACCACCCUGCUGGAGGUCUCCAGCGGGCUCUGCACACUGCAGAGGAACGAGAAGAACACAGCGACCUCUAUAUUUGAGCGGGAGACCCGGCGGGAGAAGAUCCUGGAGGCGCGGCACCGGGAGAUGCGGCUGAAGGAGAAAGGCAGGUCGGAGGGCAGGGACGAGGAGCUGCAGGAGGAGGAGACGGCCGUGGACCUGGACGAGCUGGUCCGCAAGGCCGAGGAGGAGUUCUUCGACAUCAUCUUCUCCGAGCAGAAGAAGAAGGAGGCGGAAGCCCUGAGGAAGGCCAAGCUCCAACGGCCAAGUCUGAAGCCUGAGGAGGAGACAGAGGGAGAGGAGGAGACGGAGGGACAGUCCCAGGCAGAGGGAGAGGAUGAGCCGGAGGAUGAAGGGGACCCUGAGGACACUCCAGCCUGAAACCCACAUGGGUGCCUCCGUCUCCCACCUCUUGGCAUCACCCCCAUUUUAUAAGUGGGGGGCUGAGCUCCUUAAAGUGUCACUGGGGGAGGGCAGGGGGAGCGAGAGGGCCCUGGCCCGGCUGCCACGCUCGCCCCACAGAUGGCUGGCCCAUGCUGACUCACUGAGCCUGGUUCCCAACGACCCCUUGGAGCGCUGGGACAGAGCUCGUCCCUGUCCUGGCCACAGCAGCAGCUCCACCUCAGGUCUCACCAGCCUCUCCGCCUGGCCCCCCACGUCCCCUUCAGCUUCUCAAGGGCCACCCUGGUCGUUUCGCUCCACGAGCUUGCACGGCCUCCCCUGGGCUGGUCACGGCCACGCAGACCCUCGGACGGACCUGGGGCGGGGGGCCGUCCUUCUCCUGACCCUCCCCGUCCACAUGUGACCCGGGAACAGGAGGCCCGUCCACUCUGAGAUGUCUGUCCAAGCAACGCCCCUGGUCGCUUUACCUCCAGGAGGGUCCGACAGGUGCACGAAUCCGGCUCCGUCACCCUCGUGCUCCGCAAGCUUUCUGUUGCCUCCAUUCUUGUAAAUUAAA
Messenger RNA from Artibeus jamaicensis (Jamaican fruit-eating bat), 2419 nucleotides. It is a transcript of the gene DNAI2, whose product is annotated as dynein axonemal intermediate chain 2. The record is from RefSeq and is a predicted model, not a curated record. The coding region runs from base 1 to 1842 and encodes 613 amino acids. Gene Ontology annotation, cellular component: outer dynein arm. Gene Ontology annotation, biological process: cilium movement; outer dynein arm assembly. Gene Ontology annotation, molecular function: dynein heavy chain binding; dynein light chain binding. The transcript has 12 exons. Lineage: Eukaryota; Metazoa; Chordata; Mammalia; Chiroptera; Phyllostomidae.